CCAGCUGCUGUUGCAGGCGCGCCUUCACCGCAUAGGCAGGCAUCCAGCAGCCCCCUGCUCCAGCCCGGCAUGGUGACCCCGACCCAGGCCCCCACAAAGGCUCCUCAGGAACCUGACCCAUUUUUCUAUGACUACGACACUGUACAGACCGUGGGCAUGACUCUGGCUACCAUAUUGUUCUUGCUGGGUAUCAUCAUCAUCAUCAGCAAGAAGGUGAAGUGCAGAAAGGCGGACUCCAGGUCUGAGAGGUCUGGCAGCAAUGGGGGGAAGGGGGAAAGGUGGUGGGAAUACCCUGAGGUGUAGGGAGGCUUCCCUAAGAGAAGGCCCCCUGGGCCUGUCACACAUUUCCCAUAAAGCCUGUGGCUAUUGAACCUCUUUAUGCUUUUCUCUCUCAUUUUUGCUUCCACAGCCCAACGUGCAAAUCCUGUAAGUCGGAGCUUCCCUCCUCAGGUGAGUGAAAGUGUGUAGCUCUGAGAGGAGGCUAGGUGGGAGCAAAAGUGGGGGUCAUUAGAAUGGGGGUCCACCACCCGUCUGUCACUUUGUUGUACAGUGGUGGCUUGUGUGUUGCUGUGAUGUUGGAAGCUAUGCCAUUAGUAUUUCAAAUACCAGCAGGGUUACCCAUGGUGGACAUAUUUCACUGGAGUUUCCAGACUAAGACAGACUAGGAAGAAGGACCUGGUGACCUACUUCUAAAAAAAUUGGCCAGUGAAAACCUUAUGAAUAGCUAUGGAACAUUGUAUGAUAUAGUGCUGGAAGAUGAGCCCCUCAGGUUGGAAGACACUCAAAAUAUGACUGGGGAAGAGCUGCCUCCACAAAAUAAAGUCGACCUUAAUGAUGUGGAUGGAGUAAAGCUUUCGGGACCUUCAUUUGCUGAUGUGACGUGACUCAAAAUGAGAAGAAACAGCUGCAAAUGUUCAUUAAUAAUUGGAAUGUGGAAUGUACAAAGUAUGAAUCUAGAUUAGAAGUUGUCAAAAAUGAAAUGGAACGCUUGAAGAUGGAUAUUCUAGGCAUUAGUGAGCUGAAGUGGCCUGAUACUGGCCAUUUUGAAUCAGACAAUCAUAUGGUCUACUAUGCCGGGAAUGACAAAUUGAAGAGGGACGGCAUCACAUGCAUCUUCAAAAAGAACAUUUCAAGAUCUAUCCAGAAAUACAAUGCUGUCAGUCAUAAGAUAAUAUCCAUACACCUACAAGGAAGACCAGUUAACAUGACUAUUAUUUGAAUUUGCGAACCAACCACUAAUGCCAAAGAUGAAGAUACUGAAGAUUUUUGCUAACUUCUGCAGUCUGAAAUUGAUCAAACAUGUGAUCAAGAUGCAUUGAUAAUUACUUGUGAUUGGAAUGUGAAAGUUGGAAACAAAGAAGAAGGAUUAGUAGUUGGAAAAUACGGCCUUGGUGAUGGAAAUGACGCUGGAGAUCACAUUCACAUGAUAGAAUUUUGCAAGACCAACGACCUAUUCAUCAGAAAUACCUUUUUUCAAUAACAUAAAUGGUGACUAUACACGUGGACCUCACCUUAUGGAAUACACAGGAAUCAAAUCGACUACUUCUGUGGAAAGAGACGAUGGAAAAGCUCAAUAUCUUCAGUCAGAACAAGACUGGGGGCUGACAGCAGAAGAGCUCAUCAAAGGCUCAUAUUCAAGUUCAAGCUGAAACAGAAGAAAAUUAAAACAAGUCCACCAUGAGAGCCAAAGUACAACCUGGAGUAUAUCUCACCUGAAUUUAGAGACCAUCUCAAGAAUAGAUUUGACACAUUGAAUACUAAUGACUGAAGACCAGGAGAGUUGUGGGAU
Messenger RNA from Loxodonta africana (African savanna elephant), 1789 nucleotides. RefSeq names its product FXYD domain containing ion transport regulator 7 (gene FXYD7). Bases 70 to 303 code for a protein of 77 amino acids. The transcript is spliced from 4 exons. The record is from RefSeq and is a predicted model, not a curated record. Gene Ontology annotation, biological process: regulation of sodium ion transmembrane transporter activity. Lineage: Eukaryota; Metazoa; Chordata; Mammalia; Proboscidea; Elephantidae. Gene Ontology annotation, cellular component: membrane. Gene Ontology annotation, molecular function: sodium channel regulator activity.